Molecule: messenger RNA, 944 nt
Organism: Meloidogyne enterolobii
Lineage: Eukaryota; Metazoa; Nematoda; Chromadorea; Rhabditida; Meloidogynidae
Source: the annotation of a GenBank genome assembly
CUUUUCCAGGUUUUUGUUUGUUUUCUUUCACGUUCUUCCGAGCAUGUCAGUCCUGUGUCUUUUAGACUUUAGUUUCUACUCUAGGCUUAUGUCCAACUUAAUUCUUCCUUAUUUUCUCAGGAGUGAUUGUCAACCUUUUGUUGAAGCAUUUUCAAAAGCCUACACCAAUUCAAAGCAUUAGUUGGCCUGUAGCUUUGAGCGGUCAUGACUUGAUCUCAAUUGCUAAAACUGGUUCUGGCAAAACUUUGGGGUUCAUCUUGCCAGCUAUUAUUCAUGUCAAGAACCAGCCUAAACGCGAAAUGCGUGAGGGACCUUUAGUUGUUGUGCUUCUUCCGACUCGUGAGUUGGCUCUUCAGGUUGAGGAGGUUGCAAAGGAAUAUUGCGAUGUAGCAGACCUUAAGGCUACUUGCUGCUACGGAGGCGCCUCCAAAGGGCCACAAGCACGUGAUUUGAUGUAUGGUGUUGAUAUUUGCAUCGCUACUCCAGGGCGACUUUUGGAUUUUCUUGACAAUGGCACUACUAACAUGGGACGAUGUAGUUAUUUUGUGCUUGAUGAAGCUGAUCGCAUGCUUGACAUGGGCUUUGAGCCUCAAAUUCGCCGAAUUGCAGAUCAGAUUCGCGGUAAAACAAAGACUUUAAUCUUCGUUGAGACUAAGCGAAAGGCUGAUGACUUGACCCGAUGGAUGAGACAGGACGGCUGGCCAGCACUUUGUAUCCAUGGUGACAAGGAACAACGAGAACGUGAAUGGGUUUUGGCAGAGUUCAAGGCUUCUCGUACUCCAAUUCUUAUAGCCACUGAUGUUGCUGCUCGGGGAUUAGAUGUUGAUGAUGUGAAAUUUGUUAUCAAUUUUGAUUACCCGAACAAUUCCGAAGAUUAUGUUCAUCGAAUUGGACGAACGGGACGUAGAGAUCGCUCUGUUAGUUUUUUGAUUUUGAGUUGUUAA